AUGGAGACCUCCACUACUCCCUCCAAUGUUGUUGAAGGCGAACAGCCGACGCAGAACUUGAAUAUGACCAUUCUCACUGGGCGACGACUGGCUGUCGCAUUCACUGCGAUGUUACUGUCUGUGCUGGUAAUGGCAUUAGACCAGACAAUCUUAGCGACGGCCCUUCCGCGCAUUGCAUCCGAUUUCGAUGCCUUUACGUUGCAAGGAUGGGUUUCAACCUCGUUCCUGCUCGCACAGGCUGUAUUCCUUCUGCCAUAUGGACAACUGCUCCGCAUAUUCUCUGCCAAGUGGAUGCUGUUCAUCUCUAUUGUCAUCUUUCAGCUUGGCUCCCUCGUCUGCGGAGUCGGGCAGAACAUGAACCAUCUAAUAGCUGGUCGCACUGUCAGUGGGCUGGGUGCAGCAGGCAUAUGGGUUGCGAUGUUCCAAGUUAUGUACCAGGUCACGAGAUUGGAAGACCGCCCACGACUAUUCGGUAUCUUCGGAGCCGUCUUCCAAAUUUCCGUUGUGCUCGGCUCGAUUAUCGGUGGUGCUUUCACGUCAAACUUGAGCUGGAGAUGGUGCUUCUUCAUCAAUCUUCCAGUUGGCUUUGUCUCGCUUGUCGGCGUAUUUUUCCUUCUUGAAUCGUCACCGCCAAUUGGCGCUGAUCCCACCAAACGCUCUUGGCCAGACCUUCUCCGCCAGGUAUCCGAGAUGGAUUUCAUUGGUGUUCUGUUGAUAUCGUCCGCGUUGACAACAUUGGUGCUGGCAUUACAAUGGGGCGGCAACCAAAAACCCUGGAACGACAAGGCCGUCAUCAUUUGUCUGGUUCUGGCGGUCCUUCUGACUGCCGCCCUAAUCGUCUGGGAAAAGCGUCUCGGUGACAAAGCGAUGAGCCCAACCGCCAUCUUCCACUCAUUGUCCAUCUACGCCAUGAUGCUCUACACUUUCCUUCUGCGUUUUUGCUUCCUGCUGUUCUCUUUCUACAUUCCCAUAUACUAUCAAGCCGCUCGUGAGCAUAGCGCUAUCAAAUCGGGGGUGGAUUUGCUGCCUUUCCUCAUUGGAGUUUCUGUCGCUAUUCUUGGCGCGGCUCAGAUCAUUUCAUGGAUGAAAUUCUAUUGGCAUCUUCUUGUCCUGUCUCCGAUAUUUGUGGCCGUCGGCUCCGGACUCAUAGUUGGCCUCGGCGUCGGCACUGGAAUGCAAACCGCUUUGCUUGCUCUGCAAUUUGAGUUCAACUCGCCCAAAACUAUACAAUUGAUCGGGCAAGCUACUUCCCUCGCUACGCUCUUCCAGUUGCUGGGAGGCACAAUCGGUCUGGCUGUCGCUACGCCUGUCUUAUCGUCCACACUUUCGACCAACAUCAACACGAACGCGCCGGCGGCACCCGCAGACAUUGUUUCCAUUAUCCGUGACUCUCCGACGUCCAUUUACACCGACCAAAGAGUGCCUAGUGCACUCAUUCCUGGAAUAGUUAGGGCAUACACUGGGAGCUUGAAGGUCGUAUUCGUGUUAGGCGUGCCUGUUGCUGGCCUUGCCUUACUAUCUGCGAUGUUCAUGCACCGAAUCCGCAUUGGCGAGCAGGGCCCGUUGGAGGAGACUGAUAUCCAAGCGAAAGACGAGGAAGUUGGUGUUGAAGAAGAUAAACCUGGUGGUUGA
Mycena indigotica is the source of this 1632-nucleotide messenger RNA. Its product is annotated as Major facilitator superfamily protein. Gene Ontology annotation, biological process: transmembrane transport. The record is from RefSeq and is a predicted model, not a curated record. Bases 1 to 1632 code for a protein of 543 amino acids. The transcript is spliced from 12 exons. Gene Ontology annotation, molecular function: transmembrane transporter activity. Lineage: Eukaryota; Fungi; Basidiomycota; Agaricomycetes; Agaricales; Mycenaceae.